CGCCAACUGCCUCUUCGCGGUCUUCUCAUUGAAAUGCUGAGGAACUGCUGAGGAGCAGGAACUGCUGCCGAUUCCGAGUCGGUCACAUGCAUGUCUAAGUUGUCGGAAGUUGUUAAUGUUACAUCCAUGUAUAACUUCACUUCACAUUAUUGCGCUUUAAGUUUUCUUCUCAUUUAGCCUUUCAACUUCCCAGUUUACUGUGUGGCUAUGGAUUGAAUUGUUUGUGUGCAUACAUGGGCAGUUCACAUAUCACACUGGUUUAGAGUCGAGGGUUAUUACAACAGUCACUCUCCCGAAGAAGCAUCUUUUCAAGUAAUCCAACUGCUACAUUGAACUAUUAUGCUUUCUGUUAGGACUCUCAGUCGAUCGGUUUCGGUUUAACCAAAAACUUCGGUUUUCGGUUAAACCGAGCGACCCCCUAGCAUCACCGACCAACGAGUUUCAUAUGGUCACCGCCUAACUGACCGGCCGGUUAUCGGUUAUAACCGCGGUUAGCUGAAUUAAAUACAAAAAAAUUAAUAAAAAAAGAAAUAGAAGAAAAGUCGGUCCACCUCCACCACACCUUUUCAGACCCACCUUAUCUUCUUCUUCUUCUUCUCUCCUCACCCAAGACCCUCUGCUAACCGAAGUCUUUUCUUCUCCCCUCUCUCUCCUUUGCCUCUGCUAACCACCUAAGCCUAACUCUCCAUCUCCAACCAAGACCCUUCUUCUCUCCUCUCUCACUUUUCUUUUCCUUCUGCUCGGGGGCGACCGAUGGACGCGGUUCAUCCGCUCGGGGACGGCGGCGACGACGACGGAUGGACGGGAAAGAGGAAGGAUGGAGGCGGCUGUGCGAGGCAACGCGAUGAGGACGAGAUCUGGGCGAGGCGGCUGCGCGAGGUGGCUGCGCGAGGAAGGAUCUGCAUGGCGGCGGCCGGCGAGGAACGGAGGAAGGCGGCGGCCGUGAGGCAACAAGGAAGAGAGCUGGGCGGCGGUCGUGAGGUUACCAAGGCCACAUCUCGGCUGCUUGGCGGUGUUGAUUGCAUUGGACCUCAUCUCCAUAUGAUAUACCCCAUGGAUCAACAGUCACUUUGCUUUUUGCCACAAUGGGUUCUGGUUCUCUUGUUAAAUGGUUGUUUUCGUGGCCAAAUACAAGGAAGGCUUGAAUAUGGGGAAUGGUUGGCUCCGCAAGGAAUAUAAUGGAUUUCGAUGUAUUAAUUACGAGAUUUGUGACUCUACGUGAAAGAAAGAUUGGAACUUAGAAUCUGACAUUUGGGGGUUUAGUUUGUGUUAUAAACGCGCUGCUACGGAUCGGGAAAUCGCAGGAAUCAACAAAGCGAGAAUACGAAA
Linum trigynum is the source of this 1329-nucleotide messenger RNA. The record is from the annotation of a GenBank genome assembly. Lineage: Eukaryota; Viridiplantae; Streptophyta; Magnoliopsida; Malpighiales; Linaceae.